CCGUCUGUGGUGACGGAGCGGCGGCCGCCAGAGCCUGGGCCCCUGGCCGCGCCGCCCCGAGAGGCACUUCCGGCGGCGGUUCACUUCCUGGUUGGGUGGAUGGAGCCGGGCGGGAGCGCGCGCGGGGGAGGGGCGGCGGGUCAGUCUCCGCCGGGCGCUCCGGGGAUCAGCUGGCUGGCGGGCGGGCGGGCGCGGAACGCGGCCCCGGCUCUGGCUGCAGCGCCGCCUCUUCUCCGCGUCGCACGCCGGCCCGGCGGCUGUGACUAUGUUGCGGGGCUGGUAGCUGGGCGCCGGCCGCCGAGCCAUCUCAAGUUUAAACUUACACGAAUCGCUCUCUUGAGGAGGAGGGGACCGCCGCGCGAUUGACACGCAUAUUCCUAUAGGCAUCCUCCCUCAGCCCCCACCCCCACGGCCGGAUUCGGGUGGCUCCUCUCCUAGCUGAAAUCCGAGAAGAAAUCCUUGGAUCUCUUGUUUCAAAAAGAAAAAAAAAAAAAAAUCUAGAAACCGUCGGUAUUUUGCUUUACUGCUUCCUUUUCGCAAGAUGAAGAAGUUUUUCGACUCCAGGCGAGAGCAGGGCGGCUCUGGCCUGGGCUCCGGCUCCAGCGGAGGAGGGGGCAGCACCUCGGGCCUGGGCAGUGGCUACAUUGGAAGGGUCUUUGGCAUUGGGCGACAGCAGGUCACUGUGGACGAGGUGUUGGCGGAAGGUGGAUUUGCUAUCGUGUUUCUGGUGAGGACAAGCAAUGGGAUGAAAUGUGCCUUGAAACGCAUGUUUGUCAACAAUGAGUAUGAUCUCCAGGUGUGCAAGAGAGAAAUCCAGAUAAUGAGGGACCUGUCGGGGCACAAGAACAUCGUAGGUUACAUUGACUCCAGUAUCAACAAUGUGAGUAGCGGUGACGUGUGGGAAGUGCUCAUUCUGAUGGACUUCUGCAGGGGAGGCCAGGUGGUCAACCUGAUGAACCAGCGCCUGCAAACAGGUUUUACAGAGAAUGAAGUACUUCAGAUAUUUUGUGACACCUGUGAAGCUGUUGCCCGCCUGCAUCAGUGCAAAACUCCUAUUAUCCACCGUGACCUGAAGGUUGAAAAUAUUCUCUUGCAUGACCGAGGCCACUACGUCCUAUGUGACUUUGGAAGUGCUACCAACAAAUUCCAGAAUCCACAAACUGAAGGAGUCAAUGCAGUAGAAGAUGAGAUUAAGAAAUACACAACGCUGUCCUAUCGAGCACCAGAAAUGGUCAACCUGUACAGUGGCAAAAUCAUCACUACGAAGGCAGACAUUUGGGCUCUUGGAUGUUUAUUGUAUAAAUUAUGCUACUUCACUUUGCCAUUUGGAGAGAGUCAAGUGGCAAUUUGUGAUGGAAACUUCACAAUUCCUGAUAAUUCCCGAUAUUCCCAAGACAUGCAUUGCCUAAUUAGGUAUAUGUUGGAACCAGACCCUGACAAAAGGCCGGAUAUUUACCAGGUCUCCUACUUCUCAUUUAAACUGCUCAAGAAAGAAUGUCCAAUUCCAAAUGUACAGAACUCUCCCAUUCCUGCAAAGCUCCCUGAACCCGUGAAAGCCAGUGAGGCAGCUGCAAAAAAGACCCAACCAAAGGCCAGACUGACAGAUCCCAUUCCCACCACAGAGACUUCAAUUGCUCCCCGCCAGAGGCCUAAAGCUGGGCAGACUCAGCCCAACCCAGGAAUCCUUCCCAUCCAGCCAGCCCUGACACCGCGAAAGAGGGCCACUGUUCAGCCCCCGCCUCAGGCUGCAGGAUCCAGCAAUCAGCCUGGCCUUUUAGCCAGUGUUCCUCAACCAAAAACUCAGCCCCCACCCAGCCAACCCCUACCGCAGUCUCAGCCCAAGCAGCCCCAGGCCCCGCCUACCCCACAGCAGCCACCUUCUACAGCGGCCCAGGCCCUGCCCGCCCAGGCCCAGGCCCAGGCCACGCCCCAGCACCAGCAGCAACUCUUCCUCAAGCAGCAGCAGCAGCAGCAGCAGGCACCACCUCCUGCACAGCAGCCGGCGAGCACCUUCUACCAGCAGCAGCAGCAGGCCCAGGCUCAGCAGUUUCAAGCAGUACACCCAGCAACCCAACAACCAGCAAUUGCUCAGUUCCCCGUGGUAUCCCAAGGAAGCUCUCAACAGCAGCUGAUACAGAACUUCUACCAGCAGCAGCAGCAGCAGCAGCAGCUGGCCACAACCCUGCAUCCACCACAGCUGCUGACUCAGCAGGCUGCCUUGCAGCAGAAGACCGCAGUGGCAGCCGUACAGCAGCCCCAGGCACAGCCGGCCGCAGCCUCCCAGCCAGCCCCUGCCCAGGAGCCAGUGCAGAUUCAAGCCCCAGUAAGACAACAGCCUAAGGUUCAAACAACCCCACCUCCUACCAUCCAGGGGCAGAAACUCGGAUCUCUCACUCCUCCAUCAUCCCCCAAGGCCCAGCGUGCUGGGCACAGGCGCAUUCUCAGCGACGUGACCCACAGCGCAGUCUUUGGGGUCCCUGCCAGCAAAUCAACCCAGCUGCUCCAGGCAGCUGCAGCUGAGGCCAGUCUCAAUAAGUCCAAGUCUGCAACCACCACUCCUUCAGGCUCCCCUCGGGCCUCCCAGCAAAACGUCUAUAAUCCUUCAGAAGGUUCUACAUGGAAUCCCUUUGAUGAUGACAAUUUCUCCAAACUCACAGCUGAAGAGCUGCUAAACAAGGACUUUGCCAAGCUGGGGGAAGGCAAACAUCCUGAGAAGCUUGGAGGCUCAGCUGAGAGUUUGAUCCCAGGCUUUCAACCAACCCAAGGUGACGCUUUUGCUGCUUCCUCAUUUUCUGCUGGAACUGCUGAAAAAAGGAAGGGUGGGCAGACUGUGGAUUCUAGCCUUCCUCUUCUAAGCGUAUCUGAUCCUUUCAUUCCUCUUCAAGUACCUGAUGCACCAGAAAAACUAAUUGAGGGACUCAAAUCUCCUGACACUUCUCUUCUGCUCCCUGACCUCUUGCCUAUGACAGAUCCUUUUGGUAGCACUUCUGAUGCUGUAAUUGAAAAAGCUGAUAUUGCUGUUGAGAGUCUGAUACCAGGACUGGAGCCCCCAGUGCCCCAGCGCCUCCCAUCUCAGACGGAGUCUGUGACCUCAAACCGCACAGAUUCUCUCACCGGGGAGGAUUCCCUGAUUGAUUGCUCUCUGCUUUCUAACCCUACUGCUGGCCUCCUGGAAGAGUUUGCCCCCAUAGCGAUCUCUGCUCCAGCCCAUAAAGCUGCAGAAGAUAGUAAUCUCAUCUCAGGUUUUGAUGUCCCUGAGGGCUCGGACAAGGUGGCAGAAGAUGAGUUUGACCCUAUUCCUGUAUUGAUAACCAAAAACCCACAAGGUCUCCAGAGAGAGCCCAAUCCCUAUUCUGUAAUAACUGUAGAGCACUUUAAAGAAUCAACGGGUGUUAAAGGCCUUCCCCUGUAUCCAGACCCCUCCAGAGUGCCUGGCACGAAAACUCAGAACAGUUUAGAAUCUGACUACUUGGCCCGAGAUGGCCCUUCCAGCAACAGCUCAUUCCACAGCAGUGAAGAGGAAGGGACCGACCUCGAGGGGGACAUGCUGGACUGCAGUGGGUCUCGACCUCUCCUCUUGGAGUCAGAAGAAGAGGAUGAGAGCUGCAGGCCUCCACAGGGGAGGCUGGGAGGAGCUACUCCCUUCUCUCAGCCAGAAGUCUCUCCCGAGCAAGCCAAGGCAGCGCAAAGUGGAACCAAGAACCAGUUCCGAGCCCUCACGCAGCCAACUGCUGAUGGACUCGGUGAGCCAGAUGUUUUCGCCACCGCCCCCUUCAGGAGCUCAAGGGUUCCUGCUGAUGACAUGGACAUUUUCGCCAAAGCUCCAUUUGUCUCCAAGGGCAGCAUGGCUCCUUCCCAGCCAGAGGAGGCGGACGUGUUCUUGAGAGCUCCUUUUACCAAGAAGAAAAGCAUGGAGGAGUUAACAGUUGCCCAGAGUGCCUCCCAGGAGUCUCCUGCGCAGCUCGGUGUCCUCAGUCAGACCGAUGACAUCCCUCUGCUCCCGGGCCUUGAUCGAGCCGUGUAUCCCUCUGUCCGAGCUCAGUAUCCCAUGGCUGGUUUUGCCCAAGCGUCUAACCUCCCCUCCCAUUCUGUACAAGCAGCAGACCAUCUUGACAGCAUCUCUUCCAGAGGCUCCUCCCUGGAAUCUGGGGCCCAUCCGAAUGACAGAAACAAAGGACCUCAACCCCAGAAAGAAGCUGUCUCAGGCCCCGUGGCUGGCAAACCAUUCCGCGCCCAGUCUUUAUCCAAAUAUUCCCGUCACUAUAGCCCAGAAGAUGAGCCCAGUCUAGAAGCCCAGCCCAUCGCUGCCUACAAAAUUGUUUCGCAAACCAAUAAGCAGUCGAUAGCUGGCUCUGUUUCCAUCACAUCCCUUUCCUCCAGGACUACAGAGCUGCCAGCUGCUGAUCCUUUUGCCUUAGCACCCUUUCCUUCGAAAUCAGGCAAGCAGAAACCUUAGGAGCCAUACCUGAGCCUUGGGCCUCCGUCUCCACGCCACCCUUGAUACCCACCACAUCACUCCCAGCUGAGCCUUCCUAAGAAGAAAUAGUGAUAUAUCAAUUACUAUCUUUCAGUUCCAUGAGUCAGCAGAACUUCUUCAGUCAACAAACUCAGUCUAGGCGAUGCUUAGUUGAAACUCCGUUAAGUUAUGCUCAUUGCUUUUGUUUAUAUUGAUUUCUGGACUUUAAGGCGUUUCCAUCUCCACCUCUACCCAGAACUCUGCUUCUUGUUGUUUGCUCAAAAACUGUUUAAAACUAGAACACUUCCCAGUAAAUCCAGAAAUAACUUCCCAAAGGGCCAUGUUAUUGCUAGUUCGAUUCCUAAAGUUGCUGUUCUCAGUCAUGUCUGUUGAUGAAUCAAGAUGAGUUCCUCCCGGACUUCGUUUCAUACUCUUGAAAAGGGUAUAUUUCAGGAAAGAAAUGCAAGAUAAAAAUUCUGCACAUCAAAAGGAAGUGUAAUCCCGCAGAUACUAAGCAUUCCUGUAAAACCAGCAGCUCUAGAAGGAUUCUCUGGAUCUGAGUCUGUGCAGGCCACACUGGUCCUCGUGCUUGAGUGCGGGUGUGUAACGUGUGUCAGAUCCUUUCCUUUGUAGAAACUCAAACAGAUGAGAUAUCUGUGCUCGUGUCUAAAAGUGUUGAGCCUUCCCCACGUGCACACACUGUAAAAAAUGCGUGAGUGCACGCCUAUGUGUGUACAUGUCUGUGUGCACAGGAAACAUUCUUUUUUUUAGCUAAAUCCUGUCCCACCUUGCGUACCUCCACAAUCACUCAUUUGCUGGCAUUCAUCUCCUGACCUAACUGACUUGAACCCUGUUUUUACUGAGUUCUUUUCUCAUGGCAAAAUUGAAUACAUUGGAAUGUACAGGAAAAUCCCGCUGGAACAGAAGUUUCUAAGAUUUUUUUUUUCUCUCUAGAAUUUGCUGUUAACAAAUUCCAUUUACACGGUCUUGAAAAAUUAACUAUCCUUAUUCAGUUCCCCCUCAGAACAGUAGAAAAGAGCACCUUGUUAAAGUUCCAACCACUGGGUUUGUGGUCUAAGUAAUUUUAAAAAGUACUUUAAAACCUGAGGUCUGAGCACUCCAUACUGUCAUUAUGAAAUUAAUCAUGAGACUAGGCUACAAACUAGAUUGCUUGUUUGUUUUUCCACAUCCUUGCCACCUUUGCCUACUGCCCCUUGAGAAAAUAGAAAUCUGAGACAUGAAAAUAAGUUUGUCUUGGAGAAUGGAUAACUACUGAACCAGCCAGCCAUGAAAACCUUUCAGAUAGGUGCCUGACUUGUAUUUUUGAAAUGUCUUCUAUUUCUAGAAAGGUCUGACUUAUUCUUGACUGUUUUCAUACCCUUUAUUAUUAGUGCCUUAAAAUGAAACUUACAUCUCAGUGGGAAGAUUUCUGCUGGAGAAGUCCAACUUCACCUUUCAACUUGAAAGCUUCCUGUGACUUGUAGUGAAUGUUAGUGAUUUCUGCAUUAGCUGGAGAAGUUGGGAGAGUUGCCUACCAACCGAGAUUAAUGAUUUAAGAAUUAUGGGAAAUUAUCAAGAAUCAAGCCUGAAUGCCAAACCCGAUUGCAGUUGAUUGUGUCAUACUUUUAAAUUUGAAGUCCAGGGAUCUUGGCAGUAAAAGAUGAACGGAUACUUUCCAAGACUUUCUAGUUUAGUCUCCACCUAUUUCAGCUGUCCAGUUUAAAAGAUAAAUAAUAAGCACUGGAUCAGGGCUCCUAACAAUGGUUUUCCACCUGAGGUUUCAGCGGUGCUGGUCCUUCACUUGCAGAUGCUAAAUGUUCAUUGGAUUUUUCUCCCAAUGAUCAUUUCUGAAUUUUCUUUGUAACAGUGGGUGUAGAAUCAUCUUUCCAGUUGAAUGGUUUUGGCUAACAGGUAUGAAACUUUGCGUCCUAAAUUCUUCCCUUGGCCAUUAAAGCCUUCAUGUGGAAGAGUGAAAAAAAAGAUAGGAAUAUUCAAGGAGAGUUCUCACCCCAGAAACUCUUUAAGUAGAAGGUCAUUCUAAUUCACCAGAGGUUUUCAGGAUUACUUCUGUAACAACCCUGCAAAAUGACUUUCCUUUGGUUAUUUGAUCAAUCCCUGCUGAUUAUUUUAGUUCUCAAGGUAAAAUCAAUAAAAUCAUGAUGAUUUUAUUACAUAAUUGAAUCAUUUGUCACGCUGGGCUUGUAAUCUUUUUUUAUUCUCACUGGAGACCUAUGGUCGGUGGAGACUCUAAAUACCUUUUUUGAACAAGAAAUGAGUAUAAAAACACACAAAUUACUUUUGUGUUGUUCUUAAUGAUGCAUGAAAAUUCUUGGACUAUUGGAUUACAUUAACUAUUAGUUAAUAACUAGUGAAUUCUGUGCUGAUCUUCUUUGGAUCAUGUAGGGUAAAUGCAUCAUUUAAAGAUAAAAUGUUCUCGGGAAUCCCCUGGCGGUCCAGUGGUUAAGACUCCACACUCCCAAUGCAGGGGGCAUGGAUUCAAUCCCUGGUCGGGGAACUAAAAUCCCGCAUGCUGCACAGCGCGGCCAAAAAAUUUUAAAAAUAGUAAAAUAAUAAAGAUAAAAUGUUCUUGCCAGAGGCCAUCCUGAAUCUGGAAAUCUGGAAAAUUUAGUUUUAAGGGAAUCAGGAGCGCUCAGGGUGCAUUGAAUUAGGAGCGAAUGCAUGUUUCCAAUACCUAUUGCAUCAGGUUAACAUUAAGGAGAAAAAGAAAACAUAUAGUCAACAAAAUACUGCACUACUUGUUUUAGCUUGUUUUAUGUGUUAUUUGCUUUCCACAUAUGAUAUGGAAUGCAGGAACCUGUGACCUUUCAUUUCAGUGGAAUGCAAUAAGCCAGAAAUAUAUUUAGACAUAAAUCAUUGACCCGCAACAUGCACUGAUGAACUCUCAAAGAGUCCACAGUAACCAACAGGCACUGUUGAAUUAAUGACAUUAUCUUAUGUGUGUUGAAAAAUAUUUAACAUAUCUGUUUCUUGGGUUCACAUACAGAUAGCUCUUUAGCUCCAAAGCCUUGUUAGAUUGGAAAAUGGAAUGAACAAAAUUUGACGCUUGAAGCAAAUGUAGAGCAGGACCCAAAGAAAUCUGGGUCACAAACUCCAUUUCGUUUUGGGCCCACUCAUUGUUGAGUUGAAAAUUUCAUAUGUGUGGACUGGUGUGGGUGUAUUCACAUGCCCAUGUUAGGUCUGAGUUUAACCUGGCAACCAAGAUUUCUUUCUGAACUGUCAAGAAAAAUACCAGUAUUUUAUUGACCCCUUGUUUAGUAAGUUUUAGGAUACGUGUACGUCAGUGUUUUCAACUAUUUGGUGGACAUUUCACUGACUCAUAAAGUAGCAGAUUUCAGUUUUCUUUAAAAUAGGUGUAAUCACCGGAGUGAUCUGACAGUAGACAUUCAAUCAUGCUAUAUUUGCUACCCUAACAAAGUCGUCAAAACAUAGAUUAUAUAUAUAUGUAUGCAUCCUAUCAAAUAGGAAAUUUUAUUAUAGGAAACUAGAGAAGGGUGAGAUCCAACUCACUUUCUAGCAGGAAGGAUACUACUUACAUUGGAAUCCCUUGGGCCCUUUUAAUAGAGAUGUUAUUCUCUGCUGUGUCUUUGAAGUUGAAAUUGGAGAACACAGGCCAGUCAAGUUUGGAAUGGCUGCUGGUCAGUUUUAUAUGAGAAAUUUGGAACCCAGAUUAUUCUGAUGAAAGGUACAUAGGAGAGCCACUGAAAAGACCACAGCUUCUAAGGAGCCAAGCGCUCCUUAUAAAUGCGCAUAGCUACUGCUGAGUUCUAAUCCUCCAAUCCUGCCUUCUGGAGUAAACGUGAAGAUUUUAAAUGUAAUCAUGUAAUAUAAAUUCUUAGUUUUUCUGAUGACUGUCAACUACUUGUUGGUUGGUUGGUUUUAGCCACCAGAACACUUGCAAAGUUGUGACGUUCACUUAAGGAAGGAUUUCAAAAUGCUUGAAAAUAAAAAGUAGUAUCUGGUUGGGAAUUGUAUUUGUGUUCUUUUGCUACAAUAUAAAUUUGCUAGGUUGCUGAAAACAACUCGCUGCUCAGCUUCGAUAUGGGAAUCCACACUGGCAGUGUCUUGAUUGCCCAGAUAUCACCUUGUUCUCUGAUUGCCUGGUCCUACCAGCCUCAUUUGCACCUUGACCUUUCUUAGAAAACAGGCCUCCCACAUGUGGUGCCCAAGAUCCCAUCUUUAAACUGCGAGACACAGGUCUUUCCUGCCUUUUCUCUGCCCCUGCAAGUCUUCCUGGCUCACCUUCCUUGUUCAUUUCCUCACUUGACAUUCCCCUAUUAUAACCAUACCAAUAAGUAGGGAAUGAGAAGUGACUGAAUGAUCAUGUUAGUUUUUAUUUGCCUCCCAUGUUACUGUAAACAGUUUCUUAAAUUUCAGCCUAGCCUGUGAUAAUCUCACCACACUGGGAUAAUUCCAAAUAAGAGUGAACUAGCUCGCCUUCCCCUUUUCUUAUGGACUAGAAGAAAGGAUAAAGAAAGGUUGGCAGAAGCCCAGCCUUACUCUGUUGGAGACACAACCCAAAACCCUCAUGCUCUCCACGUUGGUCUAACACAGGCCCGGAGUGCCCUAGAAUGCAGGGGCAAGUUUAUGUGUGAAGGGACACUAGAAUAGUUUGUAAAAAUGGCUAAAUGGGGAAUUCCCUAGCGGCCCAGUGGUGAAGACUUUGCGCUUUCACUGCUGUGGGCCCAGGUUCAAUCCCUGACCGGGGAACUGAGAUCCCACAAGCCAAAAAAAAAAAAAAAGGAUAAAAGGCUAAAGGUUAAGCAGCACACUGGUGGCUUAGUCCAGUAUUCCUAUAACUUGUAAUUCCAUAAGAAAUUUAGUCUGAGUUACUUCUCAGCAAUCUCAAUGUGACACAGUGUUUUGAGUUUAUAACAAUGUUUUAUUCCUGAAAUUAACUCAAUGUUAUCUACAUUGCAUUGAAAUAGAACCAUAUAUACAUGUUAGAGGGAUCUGUGUGAUUCCUUUUGGUAAGGAAUUGUGGAAGUGGUUUUUUACCAGGGUCAGCUAAAGUGAGACUUGGGGAGUGAGAGAAGACAAUAUCACCUUUCCACUCUGAAAUGGCAAGUUGGUUGUAUUGAGUCUACCAAAGACUCCUGUUUGAGGAGUGUGAUUGGGGAGAGAGAGAGAGAGUGUGUGUGUGUGUAUCCUUAUGCUUUCUGCCAUGGUGUUAAAGACCUCCAAAUGAAGGCAUCCAAAGAAUACUAAGAGGUGACCGUAGAUAUUUGAAAUAAGUAAAUUCAGUUCCGUUUGCCUACUGCUUUCUGAGUUAGAACUGCAGUUGUUCUAGAUGAAGGUGAGAAAAAGCAGCCAUUGCCUUAGGCUCAUUUCCACAGUAAGCAUGCUCUUCUUAUCCACAAAGAUGAAACUCAGUAGGGUUUAACCUAAAGUCUUGGCUCAAAUGGUAUUGGGAGGGCAGUAGUGACCAGAACACUACAAGGCCUGCAAUAUGUUACUUUGAAAGAGAGACUAUUUAACGUUGUUUAUUAGGGGAUAGAAACGGAAUAAAGGCCAAGGACCAUGCUCAUUCCAUGAAGAAGAGGUGAACUCCCUCUACCGACUGUAUUUUGAGUUGACUGAAUGAGGAGGUCGACCCAGCUGUAAGGAGUAUUGAGGUCCUCAGACCUCAAAAACAAUAUGUGCAUGCAUUCUGAAGGGCUGUGAACAUGAGAAAGGGAAAAAGACACUGAUGGCGUCAAUCUUAACAGUUUUUGCAAUACCUCUUUUUUGCAGACUCCUGGGUUUAUGUUACUGCACCCUGUGUGUGAUCUAUCUUAUGUAUCUGAUAGUUUUUAUGAUACUUGUUUGAGUUGUAAACUCCUGUACACUUUAUUAAAAUGGACCUAAUUAAAAUAAA
Molecule: messenger RNA, 10331 nt
Organism: Hippopotamus amphibius kiboko
Lineage: Eukaryota; Metazoa; Chordata; Mammalia; Artiodactyla; Hippopotamidae
Gene: AAK1
Product: AP2 associated kinase 1
Exons: 22
Coding region: 542-4456 (1304 amino acids)
Biological process (GO): protein phosphorylation
Molecular function (GO): ATP binding; protein kinase activity
Source: RefSeq, a predicted model, not a curated record